CCUUAUUUCACUUGCUGAAUCGAUGAACGAUUUGCAAGUCUAUUUUGUACAUAUUUCGUAUCCGGAAUAAAUACAUAGGUAUAUGUAACAAUUUUUUAUUCUAAAAAACAUUCAAGAUACCGUGAAAGUACAGUGAAUUAGAAAUAAAUAAUUAGAAAUAAAAAUCCUUACGAAUUUUAUGUAAGUUACGGAUUAUUAUUCGAAAUAAAUAAAUAUUAUUCGAAAAAAUAGAAAGUCAAUUUUAUAUAUAUCUCAUGGAUAGCUAUUUGCCUUGUAUUCUUACUGGUUUUAUAUUUUAUGCAUUUGGCUUAAAAUGGUGUUAUGAAUAUGCCAAGUAUUGGGUAUCUUUAAGACCAAGGGAUGAUCCACAUGCAACAAAAGGAUUAAGAUUUAUAGAAAAAUGCGAAAGACUUAUAAAUAGACAUCCUAUAGAAGGAAGCUUGAAGCUAAUAGCAACCGCUGUAGGAUUAGCUGGUACAUUAACUGGUGGUCUGCAACAAGUUGGAACUGUUUCACCAAAAGUUGUGCUUGCGACAAUCUAUUUAUUUUUUGCAUUUUCUGGUCUGGUUGAUGUUUUAAACUUUUAUUUUCCUCAUAAUGUAAGCGAAGGAUUAGUUAAAUUGGCACUUGCUCAAAGUUUUUUCAUAGAAGGAUUUUUAUUCUUAUUGGGAAGUGUUGGAAACAAUGCAUUAGUUGAUAAAAUUUUAGCCCUCAUAGUAUGGACAACAUCUUUGGCUAUUACGUUAGAACUUGUGUGGCCUGAAUUGAAACUUUUAAGAGCCUGUACAACGUUACUUCACGGUGGUUGGAUAGCGCAUGUAGUAAGGGUAUACCAUACGAUGCCAAUGUUACCAGAAGGUAUUGCAUUGAUAUUUUCUUGGCAUGUAGCCGCUGCUUCGGCUGUAACAUUAUGUGUAGUAGCUGCAACGAGAAGUUGUGCUCCCAAACUCAUGAUGGAAGAACCACCAGAGAUACCUAUUUAUGAUUAUUGUCAAGAACCAGACCAGAGAAUGUAGAUUAUUUGAGUGUAACGUAUAAGCAAUAUAUAAAAACUUUGUGCCAAUAUGAAAAAUUUUUAUAAUAUGCACAAAAUUUAAUAUUUUUGAAGUAGUAGAUCAUUGGUACUGUAGAGUCAAAAAAUCAAAACAUAAAUCAAUUAUAAUUUUUACACACAAUGUUAAUAUUUUUUUACUUAAUAUUUAAUAACUUCAUUUUAUAAUACAACGAAUAACUCUAUUUUUAACUAUAUUUAUACAAUAAAUACGUAUAACAUAAACAAUUUUGUAAUAUCCUCAAGUUGUAGGUAAAAUACUCAUUAGGAAUUAAGAGGUGCCUUAUUAUUAUUGCUCACUUAUUUAUUAAUAGAAGAUCGCGUAAUUUCAUCUUUU
Apis mellifera (honey bee) is the source of this 1388-nucleotide messenger RNA. Its product is annotated as transmembrane protein 45B. The record is from RefSeq and is a predicted model, not a curated record. Lineage: Eukaryota; Metazoa; Arthropoda; Insecta; Hymenoptera; Apidae. The coding region runs from base 255 to 1016 and encodes 253 amino acids. The transcript has 2 exons.